AUGAACAUGGCUGAUGCUUGGACACAGCCGUUCAACGGCCAACGGCGCCAGCUUCGUAACGAGGAGGAUGCAUACGCUACUGGCUACGUUCCAGUCCCCGCCACCAGAGACUUCAACAUAUCAGAUACCCAAGGCGCAUUCACCUUCUCUGCGGAACCCGCUCCUAUCGUGUACGACAGUUCCGGAGCAAAUUUCCUCGCCGUUGACGCCUCCGGCCAAGACUUCGCAUUUGCUCCACAUACUGGAUCCUCUUUCGAUUCUUCUUUACACCAGGAUAUGGUCACUCAAUCUUACCCUCCGCCAAAUGCCUAUAGACAGGCACAAACCCACAGUCUUUCACCUGGAUCCUAUCUCGGUAACGGUCAAGGCGUCUCACCCUCACACUCGGUGGAACAAUUGAGUUCAGAAGCGGGAUAUGUCAGCGAUCUCAGUCACCAAGAUUUUAGCAACUAUCCGACACCCAGCUUCAACGGGCAAUACCUGGACGAAUCUUUCUCCAAUUUGAACUUUACCGACACCACUUCGAUGAAUGCGUUUCCUCCACUUCAAGAAAACGUCGACAUGUCACUUUUGAGCUCAGGCAACUUGAACACAUACAACGCUCAGUCGCCAAUACCCCCAAGCAAUGCUCCAAUGGAACUCCACAAUCAACUGGUCUCACAUAACGCACAACCAAACUCCAGUCCUAUGGUAGAAGGCGAUAGCUCAACUUUCCCGACGGCACAUUAUACUGGCCGAAACAGUCACGACUCAUCCACAUCCUCAAACCUCAUGGGGCAUCCUACUCUAAUGAAGCAAACUCAAAGUCCAGCACUAACCAACAGUCCUGGAAGUACGUCCAUGCCCAAUUCUCGACCCUUUGCACGCCAUAUCGCGGGCCCAAUUGUGCGUGUACAAAAUUUCAGUCGAGAUGGAUCGCCCUCACCGUCAAAUCACAGUAGGAGUUUGAGUAAAAUAAGUCACAAUAGCCGUCCUUCUGGUCAUCACUUAUCUCCUUAUCCACAAAACGAGUCAUCCGAUGAGGACGAGACACCCCACGAACACGUACGCAUACAACCCACAUUCAAAAGCACGGAGCGUAACGAAGAUGGCUCAUGGCUUUCAAAGGGAGGCUCAGGUCAAACUGGGUUGAGCCCCGGUGACCGUCAGGCAAUGGAAGAUGCAUGGGUGCCAAACAUUGAGGAACUCCAGGAGCAGAGAUUGAAAGACGAAAAGAAGCUUGAGGUCCAAGUCUGGCUAACUAAGAGUGAAGUUGGUAGCGAGGCGGGUGAUGUCGCACCUUCGAAUAAUCUACCCUUGCCUUUCAGUGGACGUCGCCGAGCAAAGAGUACGAAUGACGCUUACCGCCGAGGUUUACAGGAUACCAGUGCUCAAGCCCGGGGAAGUCGCCUGGGUCUUGGCGUACACACUGAUCUUGACCAUGGCAACGACGAGAACAUUCCUGGGCCGGGAAUAUUCAUAGACGAGCAAAGCGACUGCGACACCGACAACUACGAUGACGACGAUGAUGAAGACAAUGAUGAUUCUACCGAACCCGAGUCACCUCCUGCUGCCAUCGACCUUCAGGCAGACCAUGCCGACAACCCAUACUUUCCUCCUGCAAAAGAAACUGUCUCCAUUGUCGGUAUCAUACGACCCUGGGUAGAUGUUCCAGCCCAGCAACUAACAUCAUCGACUCACUAUCAACCCCCUACCUCCAACGCGGCGAUGAUGCGCUUCCGGCAACGAGCCAAAGACGUCGAAUCAGCUUCGCUUGCUGCCACGAUAGGAUCACGCCGACUAAGCGAGUCUGAUAUGGGUAGUCUCCGCGCAGCACCUGGCGUUGCUAAACUCAUAGAGCCCGACCCAAAGAAGUACAAAGAAAGGCAACGUCGUUCGAGUAUCAUGAACACUUUCUUGCCCAAACGAACGCAGAGCAAUCUCCUCAAACGCAAAGGCAGUGUUCCUGUACAACCAUCGUCGGACACUAUAUUCGACAAGUCGAAAGAAUUCAUCAUGGAAAAGCCUAAGCGUAUGGGGAGCUGGGGACGACCCAAAUCACCGCGAGUUGAUAGCAACCACAGCAACCACAGCAAAGAACUAAGCCCUCCCGCUCCCACAGGUCUUUCAGCACCGACAAAUCCGUGGUAUCAGGGUGCGAGGAAUGUGAUCAAGCGAAGUAGAAGUAGAAGCGACUUGGGCAGGGGCAAAUCAUUCGGCCUUGCUGAACUCAUGACCCAACAUGGAGGUCCGCCUAUGCCUAUACAUGCUUCACCCCUUGGAGAAACUGAAGCGACGAAGCCACUUGUCCAGCCAAGCCCUGCCGGAGACGACGAUGAUGAUGAGCAAGAAAUUGUAACCAUGGAUUUGAAAGUCCGUACUGAUUUCAUCAUCCCAGAUUAUCCCGGCUUCAGGUCCCAUGCUCGAGAGCUCAAUCCACGCCUGUCCACCUUCAUGGUCGAACGUAUUGCCCAGGAACAAAUGCGUAGGUACAAGCGGCUGUCAGAGUUCAGGGUCAAGCACUUGGUCGCUGUCAAGAACAAAACCUGUCCUUCUGGGAAGUUUUGCACGGACUUGGGCGGUGAAGCGAAGCAACUUCCCCCACGAACAGGAAACAAGGAUUCCGAUACACCAUUCAUUGGCUUUCAAAUUACUGCCCCUGGGUCAUCUGACGAAGGCGACGAAAUGUUAUCAGAGGGAGCAGUGGUGUCCGCUCAAUUCCCGUCCGGGGUCCCUCUCCCUCCUGUCAAACGCCUUCCCGCAGAAUUCGAAUGUCCGUUGUGUUUCAAGGUGAAGAAGUUUUACAAGCCAUCGGACUGGACGAAACACGUUCAUGAGGACGUCCAGCCUUUCACGUGUACCUUUCAGGAUUGUGGCGAGCCUAAGUCAUUCAAGCGUAAGGCUGACUGGGUUCGACACGAGAACGAACGACACCGACAACUGGAAUACUGGACCUGUCAAUUUCCCGAAUGCGGCCAUACCUGUUACCGCAAAGACAACUUUGUACAACACCUUGUAAGAGAACAUAAGAUCGCCGAGCCACGGCCACGCACUGGGCGAGCAAGUAAUAAGGAUGUACCGGUCAAUGCCGAUCAAGACAAUGUAUGGACUACCGUCGAUAACUGUCGCCACGACACUACCAAGCUGCCGAAAGAUGAGCCAUGUAGAUUCUGUGGCAACAAUUGUACAAGCUGGAAAAAGCUGACUGUACACCUGGCGAAGCAUAUGGAGCAGAUCAGCAUGCCUAUCCUCUCGCUCGUAGAAAAAAGGCAGUUGGAUGCAGACAGUAUCAUCAGCCCUGUAGUGGAGCAACCAGAGAGCAGAAAGUUUCCAGCGACCCCUGACCGGUCACCCAUAGACAAAUUCUCGCGAGUCAACAUAAACUCAACGCUUGCACCGGGUCUAAGUCCAUAUGGUCAAUACCCCCAGGACGCACAAGUGGAGGUCGCAUCCACUGUCAUGCACACCUAUCCUCCACCGCAAAUGGUGCCGUAUAGGAACCAGCACGAGACGCAGAAUAACGCAUACACGAACUAUGACGACAAUAGCGCUACAAAUUACACAAACCACACGUAUCCGGGUCUGCAAGUGCCCCCUAAGCCGAGUAGUGCCUAUGCCAGCGGGUUGCACACACCCGCACAGCAGUUUCACAACGGCAGUAUGCAGAACGUAUCAAAUCACUACGCGAUCAGUCCUGUCUCUGCAGUCCAGCAGCAGCAGGCUAUUUUUACGAAUUCUCCCAUUGAGACGGCGUUCCCCAGUUACUUUACGCAGGAGCCACAGAAUCUAGCAAACGACAUGCCGCUAGGUUACGAGACUGGGAUGUACCAGCAGCAGGGUGGCAGCUACCCCACGAUGCAGUAUACGACUGCACAGAAUGGCUACCAGUAUCAGAGGUAG
Messenger RNA from Dothidotthia symphoricarpi CBS 119687, 3879 nucleotides. RefSeq lists its product as uncharacterized. The record is from RefSeq and is a predicted model, not a curated record. Bases 1 to 3879 code for a protein of 1292 amino acids. The transcript is spliced from 2 exons. NCBI's taxonomy places the organism in Eukaryota, Fungi, Ascomycota, Dothideomycetes, Pleosporales, Dothidotthiaceae.